AUCCCUUCACUAUUUAUACCCUCCUCCUUAUCCAUUUCUCUUCAACAAUUCUCAAAACAAUAUUUACAAGAAACUGCCGGAAUCAUUUUCAAUGGCACUCUUCAAAAUCCUUCCCGUUCUUUCCCUCACUCUCCUUUCCCUUUUCUGCUUCCCAUUCUCCGAGGCUACCAGGUUCGACAUCACAAACAACUGCCCUUACACCGUGUGGGCAGCGGCCUUGCCCUCCGGCGGCGGGCAGCAAAUAAACAGCAACGGCGGGACAUGGGGCCUCGACGUCCCGGCGGGGACCACCAGCGGUCGCAUAUGGGGCCGGACCGGCUGCAACUUCGACGGUUCAGGGAACGGGCACUGCCAGACCGGCGACUGCGGGAACGUGCUCGCCUGCAGGCUCUCGGGGGCUCCGCCGACAACGUUGGCGGAGUUCUCCCUGAACCAGCCCAACAAUCUGGACUUCUACGACCUGUCGGUGAUCGACGGGUUCAAUGUUCCGAUGAGCUUCAGUCCAACAUCCGGCGGCUGCGCCUCCCUCCGGUGCCCCGCCGACAAGUGCUCCGAUGCCUACCUCUUCCCGGCUGACAAUACUAAAACCCAUAGUUGCCCUUCAGGAACCAACUACAGGAUUGUCUUCUGCCCUUGAAGAAGAAGAUUACUGUAAUAUAAUUGCUACCUCUGAAAUAAAGGAAGAUACUAGGUAUAUAUAUAGAUGAUCGGUCGAUAAUAUGAUGAAUAAGACGGCGUCAAAAUAAACACAUUUACCGUGUGUAGCUCUCCUCACUAAAACACUUGUCCAGCUCGUUUGGAUUACAAAGUUUUAUGGAAUAUCUUUGCUUUCAUUAAAUUGAUCAUUAAUUAAGGUGUUUUUCAUCUGAUUACAGUGUUUUGUCCAGCUCGCGCGUGUAAUUCAUAAUAGCAUUAGCUAGGCGGAGUAUUAAAACAAACAGAUCGAGACUGAGACAAACAAAUGCCCCUUGCGAUACUAUGCGAACCCCUUUUGCGAUAGUCAGCCCGUGCGCAUUUGUCCUUCCCCCAAUUCUCCACUCUCAUUUAAUAAAAGUAUGUUGCACACUUGCGGCCCAAAAAAAAUCAUUUAAGUAAGGGAACAUCGCACAUUUCGUCUCUGAAAUAGUCGACAUAUUGAAAUAUCAGACCCGUAUUUCGGAGGUUGUAAUUGUCACACCUCAAUUGCCCAAAUUGCUGUAAAUGUG
Messenger RNA from Cuscuta europaea, 1205 nucleotides. The record is from the annotation of a GenBank genome assembly. NCBI's taxonomy places the organism in Eukaryota, Viridiplantae, Streptophyta, Magnoliopsida, Solanales, Convolvulaceae.